Molecule: messenger RNA, 820 nt
Organism: Fukomys damarensis (Damara mole-rat)
Lineage: Eukaryota; Metazoa; Chordata; Mammalia; Rodentia; Bathyergidae
Gene: Emp3
Product: epithelial membrane protein 3
Exons: 4
Coding region: 276-767 (163 amino acids)
Cellular component (GO): plasma membrane
Source: RefSeq, a predicted model, not a curated record
UUGAAUUUUCAUAUAUUGGCCUGCACGCCCCUGGGGACAGGACUGUGGGACACAGCGGCUGCACUGCUAGUCCUACUCCCGCCAGCACCCGAGAGCCAGCCCCUGGCAGUGUCCAUCCUGCCCGGAAGGAGCCCAGGAGUCUGGGACUCAACCUCCUUCUCCCUCGAGGGACCCAGGAGUUUAGUCCCAGCCUCCCGCCUCUGCCGCAGGGUCCUUAUCGCCCCCGCCUCCGUCCUAGCUUCGGGACCUUCCACCUCCUGACUUCCACCGCAGCCAUGUCGCUCCUCCUGCUGGUGGUCUCUGCCCUCCACAUCCUCAUCCUCAUCCUGCUUUUCGUGGCCACUCUGGAUAAGUCCUGGUGGACCCUCCCCGGGAAGGAGUCCCUGAAUCUCUGGUACGACUGCACUUGGAACAACGACACCAAAACGUGGGCCUGCAGUAACGUCAGCGACAACGGCUGGCUGAAGGCUGUGCAGGUGCUCAUGGUGCUGUCCCUCAUCCUGUGCUGCCUGUCCUUCAUCCUGUUCAUGUUCCAGCUGUACACCAUGCGGCGAGGGGGGCUCUUCUACGCCACCGGCCUCUGCCAGCUCUGCACCAGCGUGGCUGUGUUUUCCGGGGCCCUGAUCUAUGCCAUCCACGCCGAGGAGAUCGUGGCAAAGCACCCGCGCGGGGGCAGCUUCGGGUACUGCUUCGCGCUGGCCUGGGUGGCCUUCCCCCUGGCGCUGGUCAGCGGCAUCGUCUACAUCCACCUGCGGAAGCGGGAGUGAGCGCCCCACCCGCUGCCCAGCCCCGACCCUCCAGAAAAUAAAACCGUUUGACC